Temnothorax curvispinosus is the source of this 2773-nucleotide messenger RNA. It is a transcript of the gene Inx7, whose product is annotated as innexin inx7-like. The record is from RefSeq and is a predicted model, not a curated record. Gene Ontology annotation, biological process: phototransduction. Lineage: Eukaryota; Metazoa; Arthropoda; Insecta; Hymenoptera; Formicidae. Bases 323 to 1573 code for a protein of 416 amino acids. Gene Ontology annotation, molecular function: gap junction channel activity. Gene Ontology annotation, cellular component: plasma membrane; gap junction. The transcript has 7 exons.
CGAUAAUACCAAGUUUUGUGGAACGUCUAGAGACGUGCUGCGUAAUCGUCGUUUCUGAUAACGCUUACGAGAUUGAUGCUUUCGAGUUUUCAGUACGUUCUCGAUCGGUACUCUAUAUGGAUUAUAGAGCGUCGUGCUUCGCGAUCUGAAUACGGAGUUUCGAAUAUUUCGGCAGCCACGAAGUUCACCUUACGCGAUAGUUCAUGCUUGUAUCAGCUGCGCGACGUAAACGCGAGUUCGUAAUUUCGCAAGUUAAUUGUGCUCGAACAAACGUAAACAACGUUGACCUUGUUCCCGGAAGAGUCGUGGAAAAUCAGCCGUGAUGGCGCCCGGCACCGUAUUCGCUGCCUUCUCGGUCCUCAAGGAUCACGUCAAAUUCAAAGUCAAUCAGAACCGAGUAGCCAUUGACAAUAUCGUUUUCAGAUUACAUUAUAGAGCUACGUUUUUGUUGCUUCUCGUUUCGUCCAUUCUGGUCACCUCCAGACAAUUUAUCGGGGAACAUAUCAGGUGUAUCGCCGACGAUGGAGUACCGUCUCACGUCAUCGACACCUUUUGCUUUUUCAUGUCCACAUACACCGUGGUGAAGCAUCUGAAUGCUACCGCGGUACUGCAGGGCGAAUUGCCGCAUCCGGGCGUUGGACCAAAUGCCAAAGACGACCCCGUCAUACACCACGCUUAUUACCAAUGGGUGCCCUUUGUCCUGUUCUUCCAGGCGCUUCUCUUUUACUUGCCGCACUACCUAUGGCGGAAAACGGAAGGCGGUCGUUUAAGCAUGCUGGUAUCAGGAUUGCACAUGACAUCUUUGUCGUUAAAUGAAACGGAGCUCAAGAUAAACGAUAAUAUGAAGGUACCGUCGAAAAAAGAUCGCGACGAGAAAAUACAACAGAUUCGCACCGGCUUUAUAAAUCGCUUGCAUUUGAAUCGCCCGUGGGCAUACAGUCUGAUGUUUUGCGAGUUCCUGAAUUUCGUAACCGUGAUCGUGCAAAUUUACUUGACCAACUGGUUCCUCGGAGGAGCUUUCCUGGAUCUCGGCCGGUCGGUCUCCGAGCCGGCGUCUAAGGAUAAAGUUGACCCACUCGAUAUAGUAUUCCCAAAGGUAACCAAAUGCAAAUUUCAUAAGUACGGCCCUUCGGGUACCAUACAAAAGCACGACGCGCUGUGUGUGAUGGCAUUGAAUAUCGUUAACGAGAAGAUCUACACAGUCCUUUGGUUCUGGUUCAUCGUGCUGGCAGUGAUAACCGGUUUGGGAUUGGUUUGGAGACUACUGACCAUGAUCCUUCACUCGAGAAGUACGUCAUUCAACAAACUCGUGUUCUCCAUGGCGUGCCCUGGAAAGUACAAUCCGUGGAACGUGCUCAAGGUCACUCACGAGUAUUACUUCGGUGACUGGCUGUUUCUCUAUUACAUCGCAAAGAAUCUGGACAAUUAUGUAUUCAAGGAACUCCUUCAGAGUUUGGCAGAGGAUCUGGAGAACAAACGUCACGCGCGUUACAAAAUCCUGCCGCUGGACGUGGAGCAAGAACUGCUGAAGAAGCAAUGGGAAGAUAACGUUAAACUUCCCAUAAGUCCCUAAUUGAACACGAGCAUAAAAUGGGCCGCUAAAUAAUUAUCUGUAAAUAGAUGAUUUUCAGAAUCGGAAAGAUCAAUGAUGGAGAUAAAUAGAUCAGUCUUUUAAGAUCCAUAUUGUCCAUUUUUGAUAGAAAUUCAAGCUCUAUAAUAUACAUAUUAUUUUUAUAUUCUAUUAAAUAUGUCAAAAUUCCUAUGAGAACGUUGGCAGAAAGCCAAUGAUAGUCCUAAUAGAUAAAUAUCGAAUAAAUCUGUCCCAAUUAAUCGUGCGACUUUUAUCGCACGAUUAUCGACGAUUAUCGCGUAAAGUUUACGCCAUUAAAUCUGAGAUCGCUAUCUCGCGUGCAAAAAUGCAGACUACACAAAGCAGACAGCAAGAAACUAUAUUGUCGCACCUAUACGUGGACAAUCUCGCGUGCGUUCGCACGCGUAUUAUAACACUGCCAAAUUGCCUCUUUAUGUAUAAAUGUAUAAUACUUUAGCCGCGAUUUACUACGAUUGUAGAAUAAUGCGUCUCGCGUGCGUCGUCGGGGAGUCGCAUUUGUAGCUGUGCGCGCGCGCGCCACGCAUGACAUAACUGCGCGCAGUCGAUCGUCUUUUUAACUACCUCGUACGGAAGAUUCGCGUGUGCGUUACGUGCGAUCGUAUGUCGAGCACAUGCGCGUGCAAGCGGUUAUAUACGUGUAAAUACGUCCGUACGUUGCACCGACUCGAUAAAUGGGCCCCCGACAAUAGUUCGGAUCGUUAAGUCGUUAAGGCCUCUGAUUGGAAUUGUGCUGUGGCCUAGUAUCGAACAUUCAAUACAUUUAGAUUUUAUGGUACGACUCUCGCCGGGGCCGCCGCUCGCGAGAGUUAUUACUACCCGCGUGUCUUUUAUCGGUCGUUCGAAAAUAUCGACUCGACAGAAGGUCUCACGUAAUUAUUUCAUACUUAUCACCUUGCAUCGAGUAUAUAUCUUCGCCAUGUCUUCACGAGAGAAAUCAUUUUCGUCUGAAUCGACCGUACUUUCAUCCUUAUAAAAUUGUUGUAAAAACCAUAUUAUGGUUUCUUAAAAUAAUUGCAUCUAGAUGUUACAUAACCGAUUGGCAUAAAUUGCAUUAAAUAUUAAUGCAAUAUAUUGUAUGUUAUAGCAAAAACAUAGUAUUUAUAUAAUAUAUAGAUUUUUAUAUUUUAAAUGCAGAUGCUGUCAAUAAAGAUUUAUAGUGAU